AUGGGGGAAGGUGGGAUUUCUCCGGUCAGCCGGGAGGCAGAGAGUGUCCCGGCACGGGCAUUCCAAGGGCUGUUUCUUCAGAGGCUGAUGGUCCAUUCCACUAGCAAUGUACGCGUUUUUCCCCUCUCUCCUGCGGUCCCAGCGGCCCACAAGCUCCCUCCCCCCGCCCUUCAUCGCUCCCGGCGGACGCUUCUGCCGCAGCUCCGCUCCCCAGGUGAGGGGCGGGGCCUGAGUCUGGCCCAGUUUUCAGUCCCGAGGCUGGCUCUGCGACUCCCUCGCUCGCGCUCUACCUUACUCCCUUACACGCAUGCGUGCCUUCUCCCCCUCCCUUUACCCCCGCCUCCCCCUCCGCGCGGACGCGGCGUCCUUAGCAACCAGAGCCCCAGCGCAGACUCCCCCGGAGCCGGGCGCGAGGCAGGGGCGGGGCGCGCGAGCGGGAGCUCAGUGCGCCUGCGCAGGGAGCCAACGGUCGGCGGUCGCUGUGGAUCUCGGAGAAUGGAAUCUUGGCAGUCCCUUGAUGUAGAAGUGGACAGUUCCCAUAGCCUGCUGGCAUCUGUUGCCAGGCUUAAUACGAGAAGGGAAGAAAGUGACCUGUCUGAAUUCCCAUCUGUGGAGGAGGGGGUGUUGACUGUAUCGGAAGAGGAUGGAAAGGACCGGGCUGGAGAGGCUUCAUGUUCCCCAUUGUUAGCCAUUGAGGACACGAGUGGCUCCCCCUGUAUUCCUUUGCUGGCAUCUUCUCCAACCCACAAGGUUUGGGAUGAGACUCUGUUUCAGCAGAGUGAGCUGGAGUUCGUGCCUUUGAGGGGGAUUCCUGAUCUAUCUGAAGUUUCAGAAUCGCGUUCCAGACAUUCACAAGUCAAUGAAGCCUUGUUUCCAUCCUCCUCUGAAGGGCCCUCUGACUUCUGUGACAACCAUCCCAGCCUGAGUACUCAUAAGACAGUCGAGAUCAGCACCAUCGCCUCUUAUGAGACCGGUGUUGCGUGUCCACGUUUCCCUCGUCAACAAGCGUACAUUUACACCAACAAAAAGUCUACUUCUUCACCUGAUACGGGUGAUGAGCUUUCCAGAUCAUAUGGAAAAGAUGGCGUUGAAACCCUUGAUUCUCACAUGUCACUGAGGACAUGGGAAACUACCCAGAAGCUGGAAACAUUUCCAUCCAGGCAGGACCAGAGCGUGCUCAAAGAUGAUGGUGUUUCUCCUUUGGACUGCAGACUUUCACAUUCUUCCCUUCUUCCUUGCUUAGAAAAAAACAGAUUAGGUUUUUCUUCACCUUCAGAUCGCUCUAUUUGUGAGAGUUUCAAACUUGAUUUUUUGAAAUCAGAUGAAAGCAAAGUUGCAAGAUUGGGGGAUAUAUGCUCUCUACAUUUUAAAGGAGAGAUCUCUUCUAAGUUUAUGUCUCAUUCCUUGUUCCCUACAUCUUCACAAUGCCAGUCUGUGCAGAAUUCUGUAGGUCCUAAUGCGAAUUCUGUAAAACUGUCAGUACACAGUGACAGCACUAGAGCAGGAUCUUCUGGUAUUGCUUUUCAUUCUGGCUUCCAGCAUUCUGAUAGAUUUAAGUUGGAUGACAUGUCAAAGCCAGGCCCAGACAAAGGUUUUGAUGCUAAUAAAACUAUGGCAUUCCAUGAGGUUGUGGCUUCUAUAGAGCCAACAGCAAGUAAAAACAGCUCUGCUGCUGUUCAGGAUUUAUUAGGUGUUAGAUCAGAUCAGAAACAAACCAUUUCUCCCUUGAGUUCUCAAACUGAAAAAUCAUCACCAGGACAACCAACUCAACCAUCUCCUUCGGUAUUUCCAGUCCAAAAUUUCACUCCAGUACCAUCUCUGAGGUCAGCUCCUGCCACUUCAAAACUUCAGUUUUCUUUUGUUUCCUCAAAUGAAGAAUUAGCCAACCCCAAUCCAAGAAACCUUGCUGUUUGGAAACCACAGUCACCUUCAGGUAACCAGGAUGUAAGCAGUGAGUCUACUGAGAAGCCUCUUCCUUGUUUGGAUACCAUGGGUACUUCUGGAGAUCUGCCUUAUGUUUCACCAUUAACUCAGACUUAUUCUCCUACUUUAGUAAAUAUUAUGCGUUAUGAUAUUUCACGUAGUUUUCCGAUUCCAGGUGAAGCUUCUCAGCCUCUGGCAUCAUUUAAGGACACUACACUUGGGACAAAUGCAGUUAUGAAGGAUGACACCAAUAUUAAAAGUUCACAACUCUAUGGAAGUGGCAUUAUAUCCAGCGGAAGAGUUGCUGAAAUGCUAAGAGACGAGAAGUAUAACAUGAAGGACCUACCAGAGACACGGGAGCCUUCCCAGAAUGACAUUGAACCAUCUGGGGGCUCAACAUUCCCUUCUGGUUUGACUGACCAGGUCAGAGAUGGUGCCUCAGAGCGCAGCAUUCCUCCUUUGACUUUUUCCCAGGCAAAGUCCCACAAGAGCACAUCCACCACUGACAGCAAACCAGUCCCUGCAGAACUAUUGCUCGCCGAUGCAGAGGUCAAGGUAUACCAGGAUCGCACUUCACAAACAUCACCGGAGAGAAAGGUACACCAUCGCUUCAUUGACUCUCGUUCAUUUGUUCCUCCAAUACCAUGUGUUCCAUUACCAGUCAUAGAGCCUCCAGUACAGUGUCCUAAUACGUUGGGGAUAUUUUAUAAGAGCUCAAAGAUCACUUCAAAUGUACAUUCCAACUUUAAUUCCGGCAUCUCUCACGUCAGCGGACCCAUCCCUGUGGAGUCCCAUUCACACCGAGAUUCACCAGUGCCUACUGGAACAUUGCAGCAUCUGGAUUUCCAGGACAAAAGUCAGAUUGCGAGUGCCUCUCAGCAACAGGUGGAGCAGGCCUCUGAGAGUUCCCCAGAGACUUUCCCUAAGUUUGAGCAAGCUGAGGAGAAAUCAGUAUCACCAGCAAUUCCCUCUGCUACUUCCUGUAAUAAAGAGGAUUUCAAAAUCAUUUCUGAACGUGUCCAAAGGUUAAUAGAUCAUUGGGAUUCCCAUCUCCAUGAGGACCAUUCAAACGCUGUGCCUUUGCCGAUGCCUACACCUGCGUCUGUGGAUAAAGGUGGGAAAAAAAGCAAACCAGCACUUUCUGACAUUAAGGGGAUUCCUAUGUCUGUGGAUAAAGAUGGGAAGAAAGGCAAACCCACACUUUCAGAUAUUAAGGAGAUGUCUGAAGGUAAACCAAAAAUAGAUAAAGGGCUCCACACGCUCCUGGUGGAGGCUGAGAAUAUCGCACGGAAGCGGGUUAGCAGUUCCCAACCUCUUUACCCUGACGUCGUAUCUCCUCAGCUCAGCAGGCUGGAUGACAGCAGGGAGGCCCCUCUCAGUAAGGCCUCCAUGGGGCUUUCCCACAGGUUAAGAUGGGAUGAAAAUGUGACCCUUGUUACGAAGGUGGAGACUAACGCGGCCAAUCGUUUGACUUCCCAGAGAGAUACUGGGAAAAUUUCCGUUCAGGAAAUGGAGAGGAAGGCCAGAGCAGCCUUGAAGGAGACACUCAGACAGUAUGAAACAGUCCAGUCAGUGUCAAGAUGUGAACAUGGCCAAAGUAGUGCCUUUAUUGGGGAUGAAAUUUCAGUGCCUGUGAGACCUUUUACGAGCAGCAAUUCAAGCAGUGACUCCAGUGAUGUGAGAGUUUCUUACAUGUGGGAUCCUGGUUCUGAUUCCUUUUUUGGGUACCCGCCCAAUAUCCCAGCCCACGUGCACGUGGGAGAUAUCCUCGAGAGAGAGAUCGUUUGUGAUAGUGAUGACGGCUGCAGCAGUGAUGAUUCCUUGGCUGCCCAUGUGCGGCAUCUCUUGACCUGUGACACCCCGGGGAGCUUGGCCACGCAGAUGCUACGGAAUGCGGAGGAAGAGGAGUGCAGGGUGCGCGCACGCGCCUGGAAUCUGAAGUUUAAUUUGGCUACUGAGUAUGGGAACUUCAUGACUGAGCUGGAUGAAGCUGACAUGAGGAAGGUGGAAGAGAUCAAGGCCGACCUCUUGGGGUGUGGGAGGCCACUGGACUUAUUCCAGGUAUGCAGGAGAACCCAGGCUGGUGGAACAUCAGAUCACUUCAGGAAUGCAGAUUCUGCUGCAUCUCUCAAGCUGUCAUCGGAUGCCAUCACUCAAAUAACAACCGAGGGUUCACAGAAGACCACAUUUUCAUCAGAGAUUAUUAUUAAUUCUCAGCCUCACAAUGUUCUUAACAAGCCGUCUCAUUGCCCAACUGCUCAGCUUUCACUGCUCCCCUACAAGCCUUCUGGAAGUGCUGAAAUGUACUAUGUUCCGAACUCAGCAGAGCCACCCCAGUAUCCUGUUGCCAAAUCAGAGACCACUCUUGAGAGCACCCACUCAGGCUCCAAUGAUGCCAUUGCUCCAGAUUUCCCCCCUGAUGCCCUGGGCACAAGGGAUGAGAAUAUGUCUGAUAUUGUAACCAUUAAGCACAAAGAGGGCAUCUAUAGCAAGAAGACCAUGUGUAAGUCAGCCUGGCCUGAAGAACGAAAUCCCCCACAAGAAAACAUCUCAGAAUCUAAAAAUCAGUUGGAACUUGAAAACACAACCCAUUCUGUCUUCAAGUCGGCCCAGUUUUACUUUCACCAUCCAGUGCACCAUCAUCAUCAUCAUGAUUUCUUCUCCUGUGAGCCCUGGGGAAGGGGAACUUGCCUGGCUCAUUCCAGAAGAGACCCUUGUUUCAGUCUGCCUUACGAAACUUGUGAAGAUGACCAUAGAUUCUCCCCCUUACAGACUGAAAUGGAUUACACCAGGAUAGAGAGAUACUGCUGGAAUGUUGGAGGCAACAGAGAGCCAGGGGCCGGGCAAAGGCUUGGAGAGAGUCUCAAAGUUGACAGUAAGAAGAGCGGCACGAAGGAAACCUCAAGGAUCCGCUUUUCCCUAGCCCAGACCCUUGAGCCCCGCACCACUUUGAGUGAGCUCUGGGACAGGUUUCAAGAGCGACAGAAGAAACAGAAGCCGCCUGCAUCUGGCUCCUCGGAUGAGUUAUCCUUGGUUGAUCGUCUCGAUCGCCUGGCGAAGGUCCUUCAGAAGCCCAUGAUGCUCUCUCUCCAGGCUUCUGAGUCUGCUCCAGAUGACUUCAGAGGGGAGAGCACACAGCAGCAGAGAAGAAGGAAGUCCCAGCCAAAGAAGAAAGAUGAAAAUGAGUCUCCAACUCCUCGCAGAUCAAGAUGGCCCCCCCAGUCUCCAUUUGGACUGGUGGGUGGGGACCAGGCGAAGCAUACCAGUCCCAGACAGCCAGGGCUGGAUUCUGUAAGCACAAUCUCUUCAGAUUCGAGGCCCUCCCCCGAGCCUGCAGAUCCUGUGUUUGAGUCCGAUGCAGCUGCCCAGGCUGAUGGGGAAGCAGGCCCACCUGGGGAGGUGAGCAGUGAUAUGUCCAGCAUUGACCCUGCCCGGAUAGUCCAGGGAAGAACGCAUGAAUCACCUAAACGGCAGCAGAAGCACUUGUCUGAGAGGCAGAGAGAGGGGAGUAGGAAGGUAGCCAAGUGGAAGCAAGUCCCCCCAACUUCUCCUCAGGUCGGAAGGAAAGGCGCACAGGUGGAUUCGGUAGUUUCCUCGGACUCGGUCUCAACUGUCAGUAGUGCUUGGAGUCCCACCCCCACCCCCAGGAAGAAGCAGACUGUCCGGAUGUUAAAUAAGGGCGUUCAAACAGGGGAACUGGAGAUAGUGAGAAGCACAAGGAAACACACUCGAGAUUUUGGGGUGACUUUUCCAACCCCAAAAUAUAGUGUGACUGGUAAAAGAGUAGAUGAUGAUGUGAACACUUCAAGCCCAGGAAGCCAUUUAGGAGAAAAGGAGCCUCUGACUUUUUACCUGUGGACCAAGAAGCCGAGGAGAAGUAAACCUCACUGCUCUGAAGGGGUUUCCUGGUUUAUUCCUGCAGAAAACCUGAGGUGCGCCUCCAAGAAGGAGAACCAGAGCAGUCGUGUGUCUGGCCCCGGCCCCUCUUGGUUCGCUGCCCUAACUCACACCAAGCCCUGGAGGCAGCCCCUUCAAGAGCAGAACUGGCAGACGGACAGCAGGGGCAGUGGCAGGCCGCCUGGUCUCAGCGAUGACAAGGAGGCCCAGAGACGAUUCGUGAAGGCAGGCUUGCAGGAGUCCCUGGAGAGGCUCCGCCCUGACUUCAUCUCACGCUCUGGGGCCCGGGUGAAGCGGCUGAGGUUGAUCACAGAGGAGAGGAAGCUGCAGCAUCUGUUGCAGAGGGAGCGAGAUGAGCUGUUCAAUACUGCUGAGCAGCAGAGGGAGUCCCAGGACAUUGCUGGCUUUCUUUCUAAGAAAGGUUACGGGACUUUGAGGAACAGGCCAAUCACCAAGAAGGAAAUGGUACAACGAUCGAAAAGGAUCUAUGAACAGCUUCCUGAAGUGAGGAAGAAGCGAGAAGAAGAGCAGAGAAAGUCAGCCUACACUACGUACCGGUACAAGGCCCAGCUCUACAAAAUGAAAAUCACCAACCGUGUCUUAGGGAGAAAAGUCCCCUGGGAUUGACAAGCAGCAUGGUCUUCUUUGAAUUCUUAUAUAUUUUUUUGUUCCAGACUUCUGCGUGGGCUUUGUGUGUGAUGUGAAUAUUUAAUAGUUGGAUCUGUGUUUUUGUGUGUAUUUAAUAAAAGUUAUUUGAUGUUUCUGCGCAGUUUAAAGGUAAUGACUUUGUAGCGAGUUGGGGGAGUCACUGAUGCCGAUGGACAUGACUCUCUUUUGGGGGACCUUCUUCUCACCUGACUAUUUCGAAACAAUGGCUUUGUCUUUCAAUGCUCCCCAGAAGCAGGGCUUUUUUUGUAUGUGCUUUUGUACUUUUAGAAAAUAAAUGACUUUGGCUUAGAGCA
Messenger RNA from Trichosurus vulpecula (common brushtail), 6782 nucleotides. It is a transcript of the gene ALMS1, whose product is annotated as ALMS1 centrosome and basal body associated protein. The record is from RefSeq and is a predicted model, not a curated record. Lineage: Eukaryota; Metazoa; Chordata; Mammalia; Diprotodontia; Phalangeridae. Gene Ontology annotation, cellular component: centriole; centrosome; cytosol. Gene Ontology annotation, biological process: regulation of centriole replication. The transcript has 18 exons. The coding region runs from base 1 to 6447 and encodes 2148 amino acids.